AUGGCCGUCGUGUCAAUGGGGGGAACCGGCGACGAGAACGGCGGAAACCUAGUCUUCCACGACUUCCUGGGGAUAAGCCAUGGGGAGGCGCCUCCGGCCGUCCGGAGCAAGGGCGGAGUCGGCGACGGGAGUAGAGGCUUCAAGGUGCUGGGGAUCGCCGAUGCCCGUGCUUCUAUGUCGGCGUCCGUUGGGGCCUCCUCUGGCGAGCGAGGGCUCGUCUCCCGGACCUCCGAUCUAGGUCCAGGUUGGGGCUGGUUUCUCUCCUUCGGUUUGCUUUUUCUUUCCGAAUUACCUCUUCGUCCCCCUCCCUCCCCUAAUGAGCUCGAAUUUCUGGAAGAAUUGACCAAUUUCGGUUUCUGAUUAUGCCGAUGUGUUUUCUAUUUUCGAUUUAUGCCUUUUUGACCUCUGCUGAGUCAAUGAAGUUUUAUCAAGCCUGGUACUGCUUUCGGCAAUGUUAUAGUUUACUGCUCUAUCUUUGACCGCAUAGUUUCCACCUUCCUACUCCGAUCAAUUUUUGUCCAUUCUUCUCAUGUUACUGUUAUUCUCGAAAAUUUACUAGUGCAUCUGUUAUUGUUGGUGUCUCCAUCCUCUCUUGAACAAGGCUUUUGGCCCUUGUUUUGAGUAAAAUUAUCCUUCUAUGUGGGAUUUAAAAACUUAGUUAUUUUACUAUUCUCUUUCAGUACGUGUUCAUAUUAUUGUUUGCACAGACUGAACGGGCUUCUGCACAUUUGUGUAUUCGGAAUAUGUGAACAAUAUUCUGUUCCCGAUGGGUUCCAUCUCGUUUAGCUUCUUUGAUGUUGUUGAGUUUCAGUUGGCUGCAGCUUUUAGGCGAAGGAUAGCCGUGUUGUAUAUUAUUUUCUAGCUCAAUAUUACUGAAGGCAGAUUCUUCCAACAUUUCUAGCGACUAUUUUGGAUUCCACCAGGCCUAACAUUCUCUCAUUCAUUCGCACGUCCUCUCUUUCUGAUUUUGAUCAGUUUCUGUGGGGCAUCUCGUUCUUAUGUUUUAAUGAUAAUAAUUUUUCUAUACUUCCAACUUUUGUCGUUCACGUGGAUGGAUCUAAUAUUUCUUUCAAAAUCAUGAUGGAUAUUAUUGCUGUUGUCAGAGCAGCUUACAAACUAGUAAUUUGUUGCCGUUGAUCCUGAUACCACGAUUCUCAGAUUUUUACACUUUGUUAUACUGUCCCCCUUUUCAUUUCUUUGUCAAUUUGGUGAUACCUUUUCACAUCUGCUUUUAGUGUGAUCGAGAGAGUCUUCAUGUAUGAACUUUGUUUUUUUCCCUGGGAUUUAGGCAGAAUGUUCGAAUGUUGUUGAAUCCUCUGCGGGUUAUGAUUCUUCCUAAUCUUUGUAACAUCUCCUAAACAGUCGUUUAGGAGAAUGUUCCAAUGUUGUUCGGAUGUUCCUUUGUCCUUCAUAUUUUCGGUAGCCAUGUUUUCUUCCUUAUCUUCCGUGUAUGUAUUCAUUUUGUGGUAUUUUCGAUUACGAUGCACUAUCUCGUGCUAGACUUACCGAAAUCCAACAUCUCCUAAACAGUCGUGGACCUAUGAAUUGUCUUGUCCAUGGCCAGGUUAAUGAUGGCCAUUGUACCCUAUAACCCUUUCUUGUGUAUAUCGUUAGUCUUAUUUAUCAUUUUAAACAAAUCCGUUUUCAAGAGAAUAUUAUUGUGGCUUUACAACUGUGAUACCACUUUCACUAUGAUACGGAGCGCCAAAUAGAUUUUCACAUGAGUUCCCUGCAGUCUGGCCAUUUUGGCAGGACUGUGUAGUCUUCUGUUCGCAUCGUGAAGAGUUUCCUGGUCACACAAAAUCAUUACGAUGUUUUCUGUUUCUCAUGUAGCCAGCUCUACCUUUUCAGCUCUACAGCAGGCGGAUACCAUUUGAUGAAGCUCAUCUGUUUGUCUUUCAUUUCAUUAGAAAAGGCGUUGUGAUCAAUUUGAACUUCCUAAUUUUAUAAUAGGCAUGAUUCUUCAGGGUCAGAGGUAAAUAAUCAUUUUUCGGGAAGAAAAAGGGCCAAUUCAGAUUCAGCCUUUAUGGGUUUUCCUAGAGAAAGAAUGGCUCCUAUGGCUUCAGGUUCCCCUGAAAGCUCAAGCAGGUUGAAGGUAUGGAUAACUUGUCGUAUCCUCGUUGGUUUGGACUCUAUUUCUGCUCUCUUUUGGUCUAUUUCUUGCUCAUCCUGGUAAUAGUACCUUGCUGAACAGGUUCUCCCAAAGGAAGACCCGAAGGAAAAGCAAAGAAGAUCAAGUGAUGAUGCUGUCUUUGGCACCCAACCUUCACCUCGGCUGACCUCUACAUCUCUCAUAAUACAUCAACCUCUUGCUGGUAGAGCUGAUCCAGUUGGGUCGAAAUGGGAGCAAUCCAUGCCUUUAAACUCUGGUGCAAUGAUGCACUACACUUCAUCUUUUGGACAAAAUAUGAUGCAGAGGGAUAAACUUUCGUCGUGCACAUACAAAGACUCCAAUACCAGUGUCCCUCUAAUUUCACCGGCUGCGGCAGACGAAGGCUCCAGAACAGGGACUAAAAAUGGUAGAGUCUUGAAUGCCAUUAAUUCUGGUGGUGUUUCUGGUGAGAGAAAAUCUGUGGGGGCAUUGCAUUGCAUCGAUAAAGCAAUGGCCAGUCCUCGAAUCACUGAGUCUGAUCCUUCUAACACAUUGAGGUGAGUUCGCUAUAGUUUAUUUCGGAAAUUGAUAUUAGUUUAAAAGGCUGCUGUGAAAUACAAAGCUUGAUCGAAUUCAUGGCGUGACAUAUUCGUUUUUAUAUUUUCAGCCGCAGCACCUUAGCCACUGCUAAUCGGCAAAUGACCAUAUUUUAUGCUGGACAAGCACAUGUUUUUGAUGAUGUUCCCCCAAAUAAGGUCAGUUUAUACUCUUUUUUUUCGCAUCAUUUUCGUGGUCAGGCUAUUGGUUAAAUUCUAUCAGGCGAAUGUCUGAAUAGACUUUAUAUUCAGCUUCCCAUUCAUAGUAUGAUCUAUGAUUUAUCAUUCAUGGACGUUGAUAAGAUCCUUCCAUUUAGCAGCACCUUAGGAUGGCAUAGCCUUAACGUUAAUGGCGAGGUUCAAACGAGGAAAGGCUUACGGUGGAUACCUAGGCACCCAGAGACGAGGAAGGGCGUAGCAAGCGACGAAAUGCUUCGGGGAGUUGAAAAUAAGCAUAGAUCCGGAGAUUCCCGAAUAGGUUAACCUUUCGAACUGCUGUUGAAUCCAUGGGCAGGCAAGAGACAACCUGGCGAACUGAAACAUCUUAGUAGCCAGAGGAAAAGAAAGCAAAAGCGAUUCCCGUAGUAGCGGCGAGCGAAAUGGGAGCAGCCUAAACCGUUUCACCUUGUGGCACAAUUGUUGAUAUUGACUUCAGUGUUCAGAUUAUCAUCUUCUCCUUGUAUUGUUGCCCCGAUAAUAUUGAGCUCAUAUAUCUUCUUGGUAUCCUGACAAUGACUUGGACUACCUUGUUUGUGUUAAGUUCUGAGAAAUAGAAUCACUUUUAGAAAAUGCCACUCAAUGGAAUUAGCAGUCCACCGUGGGUAGCUAACCAGAACCAACUAUAGUCUUUGUUCUCAGUUGCAUUUCUGAGAGGUAUUAAGGUGAAUAUAAUGGUUUUGCUUAGUAUGUAGUUGUAGUUCUGCAAAAAAACAGGUUGAACUGACUCGCAAUGUCAUUCUUUCCUGACCAUUGGCACGGUCUCACAAUGCUGCAUUAGUGGCCAAAGCAGUACCUCAAGGCCAGAAGUUCAGGCACAGGUUUCUUUGUACAAUCUUAACUUCAUAUGAAGGUGUAUACUAGUUCGUCGUCAUUUUAAAACAGUGAGACGAAUGAAAACCUUUAGUUUUCAGUUUGGCAUCAAGGUUUGAGAUAUUAAUCAGUCUUGGGUUACGAUUCCCUAUGGCAAUAGCGCCAUAGAUAUUAUAAGCCCUUAGUUUUUCUGAAAUUGUUAUCCUUCUGUCUCUCUCAAAGCUGAGUCGUUUUUCUUGUCAUGAGAAAGUGCCGAGCAAUAGCGCAACAAAAGAGUCCGGUCUGGAUCUGCGAGACUUUGUGAAAAGGUGGCUUGUGCUGGGUUUGCUGCUACAUGAGGGCAGAACAACCGCUACUUUCUUUUGUACUGGACUUCUAGUUACACACUGCUCCAGCAGACCUUGUCCGCCCAAGUGUCACGCCAGGCCAGAUGGAGCCCUUUUUGGUUGUUCAUUCUGAUCAUAUUUUUCAGGGCCAAUCCCAGAAAAAAUUGCCUGCAGUAUGA
This is a messenger RNA of Spirodela intermedia, 4222 nucleotides long. The record is from the annotation of a GenBank genome assembly. Lineage: Eukaryota; Viridiplantae; Streptophyta; Magnoliopsida; Alismatales; Araceae.